AUGGCCGGCGGCGAUUCUUCUCCCGUGGCGGCGGCGGCUGCGGCGAGAAAGUGGGAGUGGGACCAAGAAGAGUAUCGGUGCGAGUCGCCGGAGUAUUCAUUGGACCCGCGAUACAGCGAGUACGACCCCAAGCAGGGUCGUUUCAUAUACGUCCGCUACUUCUUCAACGGCAAACUCGACCUGGACGAGGAGUCACCUGUUGGUCCCAUGCGACAUACUGGUAAAAUCUUCAAAGAGGGAUUCCGGCUCAAAAAUUCAGUCAAUGUUGUCUCCAUCAAGAUUGUUUCCUCUGACUAUGGCUACCCACUCUAUGUCUACGGUACCAUCAUAGCCAGGGACAGUCUGGAUCGAAAAUGUGUCUAUAUAUUCCGGCGCGACCAGGAUGAUUGCCAGCUCAUCACCUCAAAGGAUGAUUCAUUGAUUUUGACUGGACCCAAGAGAGGAUUCAUGGUAUGCGAUGAUAUAUUCUUCGAAAUCAAUCUGAAGGUGAAGGAUGUGCAUGGGAUGACUGUCGAUGAUGAUAGACUCAGUAAAGGCCUGAUGGAGGUGGAUGCUAUCCGCAGGCUGGAAUAUAGUCCCAGAUAUGUGGUUGAUACGGAAACACUUGUCAGCAUGCACAGCAUAUUAGAUUUAAACUAUACAUUCAUUAGGAGGUCGGUGGAGGGCACUGUUGAGAUCAAGAACCUUGAGGGACCUGAUGAAUUCCAUGGGAAGAUUGUUGCUUCCACUACCAGCAUUCCAUGCGACAUUGUGCUACAUGAUAGCAAAGUGAGUGGUGCGCUAACUGCGGGUGAAAAUGGAGUCCUACAAAUGGCGCGACGCGUAGUAGGAGUCUCUGUGGAUGAGGUGCUGGUGUUGACUGUUGCUGCUGCUGUCGGUGAUGAUGAGUUAUCUGCCCGCACUGUUCAGUUUACUCCAAGGCGCAAUGGUUACGAUGAUGAGAGUAUCACCUGCGGGGACUACAAGAUGCUUCUGAAGAGUCUGGAUAUCUCGGAAGAAAAUGUACUAUUCUACAAAAUUCUUGGUUUGAUCAAUGGGCAAAGCAAUAUGAACUCCAGAGCAACAAGACUUGCUAUCUUCAGGAGGUGUUUCAGGCUUUCAGCGAAUAAGAACAUAACACACAUGGAUCUCUUUAACAGCUAG
Messenger RNA from Triticum turgidum subsp. durum (durum wheat), 1143 nucleotides. The record is from the annotation of a GenBank genome assembly. NCBI's taxonomy places the organism in Eukaryota, Viridiplantae, Streptophyta, Magnoliopsida, Poales, Poaceae.